Molecule: messenger RNA, 1345 nt
Organism: Drosophila guanche
Lineage: Eukaryota; Metazoa; Arthropoda; Insecta; Diptera; Drosophilidae
Exons: 3
Coding region: 30-1274 (414 amino acids)
Source: RefSeq, a predicted model, not a curated record
UUUUCAAUCUGACUGAGAGCGGUUCCAACAUGGAGGAAGUUCCAAAAAUUACGGAUCUACACAAAGUGAUCCAGCCACACCUGCCCGAGGGAACUACACUGGAGACAUAUUCCAGUCGCUACUUAACAAAGCCUGGGGACAACUAUGGCAGCGUCAUGCUGGCCAUUCAGGCACAAAUCAAGGAUAAAGAUUCGAAAGUUCGGGAGUUGUCGCUGAUAGCGAAGCUGCCACCAGUCACCAAUGAUAUUUACUGGCAAAUCUUUCAGCCAGAAAGAACCUGCAUCACAGAGAAUGCUGUCUAUAAGUAUUUGGCAUCCGAAUUGAAUCAGCUUCAACUUAAAGCUGGCAUCUUGCCCGCCAAACUCUUCGAUGCCUUUCCCCGCUACUAUGGAUCCCGCAUCUCGCUGAACGACAGCGCCACCAAGGUGGACAGGGAUGCCGUACUUGUGCAGGAAAAUGUAACAGUAAACGGCUAUAGGCCCGGCAACCGUUACAAGCCCUAUGAUAUGGCGCACACUGUGCUCAUUCUCCACUACUUGGCGCAGUAUCACGCGCUGCCAAUUGCCUUGAGGCUAAAGAAUCCUCAGAAGUACGAGGAGUUCGUGAGGCCCUACUUUAAGAAGUUCGACAUGAACCUUAAUAUUUCGCCCAAAGAAAAAGAAGUGAUGAACACUGAGCUCCUAGCCGACAUCAAGACUGCGGCAAAUGGCAAUGAAACUGAUGUGAAGCGCGUCAAAGAGUUGCUGGACAAAUUCGAUGAGUUUCAGGCUGGCAAGGAUGUGGCGGAUGGCCCUUACACCACGCUCGUGCACGGAGAUUUGUGGAUUAACAAUUUAAUGGUGAAAUAUGACGAUGAUGGCGUUCCGAUCAAGCUUAAAAUUGUCGACUUUCAAAUUGCUCAGUAUGGAUCGCUGGUGCACGAUAUAAUAUUUUUACUAUUCUCCAGUGUGGAAACCAAAGUUUUGGAGGAGAACUACUACCAACUGCUGAGAGUCUACUACAAUGCUUUUAUUAAAGCCUUGCGCAAAGUCGAUGUGGAUGUUAAUAGCUAUAAAUAUGAAACAUUCCUCGAUGAAGUGCAAAAACAAGCACAUUUACAGCUGCCCCAUGCCAUAUUUAUGAUGAAAGUUAUCUUGGCCGACAGCAGCACACUGCCAACAGACUACAAAGAUGUAGACCUCACGGUUCUGACCAAGAACACUGGAGCUAAGGACAUUGUAGUUAAGUUUGGCGAGAUCUUGAGAUUGGGCAAAAAGUUUAAUUUAUUCUACUAAGUCAUGGCGGAUAGGCUGCUUCUAAAGACAGUCAUAAUGAUAUCAAAUAAACGACACCUUACGUUCUGUUA